UCCUUCUCAGAUAAUGUUCCUCUGCCCUCCUAUGGCUUCCCACAUUGUAUAAGAAAUUUGAUAGUUUUGGAGUGAUGUUUUAAGUAUUGGGAAGUGCCCACGUUCUAAAGAGGCUGUGUUUCUGGUUGCUACAGGGCAGAGGAACCAAAAAGGGGUGGGAGAAGGUUAAGAGAUGAGACAAGCGCAGGAGAGCCCGUGGUCUCGGUGCAUGCGCUACCCUGGCAACAUCAAGUCUUGGUUAAUCCCUGCGUUUUGCCUCCUACCCCUGGCUGCCCAGGGGAGGGUCUAUGAGACAGGUGAGCUGGCAGCAGCCGUGAAGCGUCUUGGACUGAAUAACUUUUGGGGACACAGCCUGGAACUCUCCUCUCGAGGCUUCCAGGGGGCACAAUCAGGGAUCUUCCAGACCAACAGCUGCUGCUGGUGCAAUGGUGGCAGGACGCUGAGGGCCAAGCACGUGUGUGAUGUCCCCUGCUCAGCUGAGCUCAGUUUCUGCAGAAGCCCCACGGGCAUUGCUCUGGAGUCACCAGCAGCUCAGAGGGAGCUGGUGGGCUUAUCCAGAGAUACAGCACGAACCCACGGCAGCAUGCAUCUCUGGCUUCGUUCAGCUCGGCAGGCAGGCACGCUCCCUGCUCCGAAGUGA
Molecule: messenger RNA, 640 nt
Organism: Phalacrocorax carbo (great cormorant)
Lineage: Eukaryota; Metazoa; Chordata; Aves; Suliformes; Phalacrocoracidae
Source: RefSeq, a predicted model, not a curated record